This is a messenger RNA of Drosophila suzukii, 2268 nucleotides long. RefSeq names its product mitochondrial translation initiation factor 2 (gene mIF2). Gene Ontology annotation, cellular component: cytoplasm. Gene Ontology annotation, molecular function: GTP binding; GTPase activity; translation initiation factor activity. The record is from RefSeq and is a predicted model, not a curated record. NCBI's taxonomy places the organism in Eukaryota, Metazoa, Arthropoda, Insecta, Diptera, Drosophilidae. Gene Ontology annotation, biological process: translational initiation.
AUCCCUGGUAAAAAUCGGCAGCAGCGGUUACGCGACUUUAAAGUUGAGUUAAAGUUAAAUAAAAAUAGGAAAGAGCGCGUAGAAAAUGUUUCGGGUCGUGAAUAUAAGUCGACUGGCCAAUACCCUGCACUCCUGCCGAGCAGUCACACAAUGGGAACAGCCCUCAACUGUUCUACGGGGUUUGCAUGUAAGCGCCGCACGCCUGAAACGCCGCAAAACAGCAGAGGAGAAGAAAUCCCCCAGAAUUAUAGAGUACUCACCCAAAAAGGCGCAAACGGCAGGCGGCGGAGCAUCCGAUAUCUGGAGGCACAUGAGCGUGGCCCAAUUGGCCAAGGAACUGGAAAGACCACUGGAUGAUGUCCAGGAGGCCAUGCUGUAUGUCAAGGGCGCCGACAACAUUGAACCCGCCUUUAAGCUGGCAGAUCUAAAGAUCAUUCAGGAAAUUGCCAAAAAACUUGGCGCCAAAACCCGAGUGGUGGCCACACCCGAAGUAACAAGUGAAGAUGACCAGAAAGAGCGCGAUGUGACACCCAGACCUCCUGCUCCUCCAGAGCUCCUGCAACCACGACCACCCGUAGUCACCGUAAUGGGUCACGUGGAUCAUGGCAAAACCACGUUGCUAGAUUCCCUCAGAGGUGCGGAUGUGGCUGCCGGCGAGGCUGGUGGGAUAACCCAGCACAUAGGCGCCUUCACAGUUACCUUGGAAAACGGAGAACGGGUCACGUUUCUUGACACACCAGGACAUGCUGCCUUUAGCGCGAUGAGAGCUCGAGGAGCUGUGGCCACGGACAUCAUUGUCCUCGUGGUGGCCGCCGAAGAUGGCGUUAUGGCACAAACACGUGAGGUCAUCCAGCUGGCGAAAGAGGCUCAAGUUCCCAUCAUCGUAGCGCUCAACAAGAUCGAUAAACCAGAGGCUAAUAUUGAAAAGAGCAAGCGAGAACUAGCGCAAAUGGGGCUUGCCCUCGAGGAGCACGGUGGUGAUGUCCAAGUGAUUCCAAUCUCUGCCCUCAAGGGCACGAAUCUGCCACUUCUGGCCGAGGCGGUCAGCACACAGGCCACCCUCAUGGGACUGAAAUCGGAUCCCACAGGUCUGGUGGAGGGAAUUGUGGUGGAAUCAAAAACCGAUCCCCGGCGUGGCAAGCUCUCCACGGCCAUCGUUUCGCGUGGAACUCUCCGUAAAGGCUCCGUACUGCUAAGUGGCCUAGCUCACGCCAAGGUGCGGGGUCUCUUCGAUCACAAUGGGCAGCCUUUGAGUGAAGCUCCGCCAGGCACUCCAGUUGAGAUUCUAGGCUGGCGGGAACUGCCCCUUGCUGGUGAUCUCAUUCUCGAGGUGGAAACGGAGAAAAAAGCGCAUGCUGUUCUUAAGUAUCGCGAGCACGAGGACCAAAAGGAAAAGAUCGAGUCCAGCAGCGAUGAGAUCCGCAAAAAGGAGGAGGAGCACCAGGCCAAGUACCGGGCGGAGCGUGAAGCUCGCCGGCUGGCUGGACGCUUUCGGAUGCGCGGUGGCCAACGAGUCAAGCAGGUGGACGACAACGAGGGCAAGCCAAGAGUCAGUGUCAUUAUCAAGGGCGAUGUGCAUGGCUCUGUGGAGGCCAUUCUUGAUGUGCUGGAGACCUAUAACAGCAACGAGAGCUGCCGCCUAGACAUCGUGCACUAUGGCGUGGGCAACGUGACCGAGGGGGAUCUCGAGCUGGCCAAGGCUUUUGAUGCCAUUAUCUAUGCAUUUGCAGUCGAAUCACCUCAGGUGCAAGCUGCCAAAGAAGUGAACAUACGCAGCUACAACAUAAUCUACCGGCUAAUCGACGACUUGAAAGAGCAGCUGAGCAGCAAGUUGCCACCAGUGGAAGUGGAGGAGGUUCUGGGCGAGGCCAAUGUCCUGCAAAACUUCCUCAUCAAUGAGGGCCGUAAAGAGGUUCCCGUGGCGGGCUGUCGCUGCACCAAGGGAGUGCUAAAGAAGGCCCAAAAGUUCCGCCUGCUGCGUGAUGGAGAGGUUGUCUACAAUGGACCACUGGAGUCCAUGCGACAUCUGAAAAACGAGGUGGAUACCAUAAAGAAGGAUGUGGAGUGCGGCUUACGCUUUAAAGACACCAAGGUGCUGCCACAAGCCGGCGACAUACUGCAGUGCUAUACCACGAACAUGGAGGCUCAGCAAACGGACUGGGAUCCAGGUUUCUAGUUUGUAUGCGCGACUAAAUCUGCCUUGUUAUCGCCAUUGUAAUCUAUAGUUUUCUAUUAUAUACUGUUUAUAUAAAACAAUUCACUAUCCGA